UUGGAACAGCCUUCCCAGGGAAGUGGUGGAAUUACAAUACCUUAAAGUGUACAAAAACCACAUAGAUGUGACACCUGGGGACAUGGUUUAGUGGUGAACCUAGCAGUGCAGUUUGCAGGUGAAAAAUUCCUCACUGAACAGGAGAAUUAUUUUUGACAAAGCCCCAAAGCUUUAAUGGCUUAGAUGAGGAGAAGGUCUCAAGCCAGAAGUGUCCCACAUCUAGAAGGAAUAAUACAGGGGGUUUGCUUUGAGGCCAGAUGGCUGAGUGCAAAGCUGAAAUGUGGGAAUGCUGGCACAGCCCUGACAUGAAGUAAUGGAUGCAGUGAAAUACACAAUCUUUGUUUUAAUAGAUCAUAUCCAAGAUGCUAUUCCUGGAGACAACUGCUGUAGGUCAAACAUUUAUCAGAGAUGGCCUAAUCAAUAGUGUCAAUUAAAACUGCAAGGAGGGAGAGAACAAAGAGAGUUGAGAUCAGAGAGAAGACGAUCGAUGACCGCUUGAGAGACCAGCAGUGCUUCUGAAACAAGAAGCCCAGGGCGGAAACUACAGAGGAGACUCCACAAUGAAUAAAGCACUCUUUUACAAGCUUUUGCCAUAAUGUUUCAGCAGCUGAAGGAUGAGCCAGUCCAGAUGCAUAAGGACAAUUGGAGGAAAAUCCAAGACCAUGUGCAUCAUCCCAGGCUGUUUGACUUGGAUCCUGACCUGCUGCCCCUUUUCCAGUACAACUACAAGCAGUUUGCCAGCCCUCAGGAGUGCCUCUCUGCCCCUGAGUUCCUGGAUCACAUCAGGAAGGUGAUGCUGGUGAUUGAUGCUGCUGUGAGCCACCUGGAGAACUUGUCCUGCCUGGAAGAGUAUCUCUGCAACCUUGGCAAGAAGCACCAGGCAGUUGGUGUGAAGGUUGAGUCUUUCUCGACUGUCGGCGAGUCCUUGCUGUACAUGCUGGAGAAAUGCCUUGGUGCUGCCUUCAGCCCAGAGGUGCAGGAAGCUUGGAGCAAACUCUACAGUGCUGUGGUGAAAGCCAUGCAACGUGGCUGGGAGAGCCUCCCAGAAGGGGACUAGUUCCUGCCAGCCAUCCCUGUCCCUGACCAUGCAGUGCUCCUGAGCACGGGGAGUCUCACACCACACUCGCUGCCUCUCCCCACCUCUGUCUUGCUGUGUGCCCCAGCCCAUGGCUGCCUCUGCCACUCACACUGCUGCAGGGCUCUCACCUGGUUCCAUCCUUCUUCAACACGAGCGUGUGUCUGCCUUUGCUCAGGGCUGGCAGGGCAUGUCCCUGCAGAAAGCCUGGCAGUGCCGCAGCACAGGUAUGCCACCCUGCCCCAAGUUCCUUCAGGAACGCCAACACCCAGGUACCUACUCUGGGUUUUAGCUUGCUCAUCUUCCCUCCUCUUGCUACCCCAGGUAGGUGACAGCUGGCACAGGCCUCUUGGGCUUGUUUGCACAAAAUCCCAUUUGCUGUGCUUUACCUGCCAGGUCUGACAUGCUCAGUCCUCCUGUGCUGCUGUACCUGGUUCAUCUGUGGCAGUGACAGAUUUGGCUCCAUCCAGGUCAAAAGGCAGCAAGAGAGCAAGGCUGGUCACACCGUGUGGCUGUCCUCAAACCUUGCAGAGAGUUUUCCCCCUCUCCCUUCAUCAAUAUAUCCCUACCAGAUGGUUGAUCCUGGUGCUUUUUUCUUCCUUGCCUCUGACCUGGAUGGGAUCCCUGGCUUUUCCCUGUGUCAGGUUGGCCACAACCCAGUAGGUUUCCUAGGAAUGCUUCAGGCAAUGGUGUCACAUUAAUCCCAAGGUGAGACUACUUUUGGCAGAGUUGGGCUGCCAGCUGAAAGGCUUUGUGUUGAUUUGGCCAGCUGGUUUAACCUUAGAGCCAUCUGAAAUGCAGCAACAGCAGCAGUAGCAAUGUCUGUUUACUGCUUUGUGUUUAGGAAAAUAAAAUAAAUCCAAGGAAAAGAUGUCUUUAAAAUGAAGGUUGCAAUGGUGUCAUAGCAACAGCUUUCAGAAAUUCUGGCUCUUGGCCAGAGGAAGCAGAGCUGGAAUCUUUGUGCCGAUGCUGUCAGAAUCUGGAGCGCUCCCCAGCUGCUCACAGUGCCCAUCUGCAGAGUUCCUCACGCUCACAGCAAUGAGACAGCAUCUGCUAGAAGAAAUCCCAGAAAACUGCUGAGAGGCAGCACCUGAAGGCUUUGUGAAGGGGCUGAACUUGAGCACUUUGAGGAAGAGUUCAUCUUUAUGGGGAAGUCACUGUGGAAUAUGCAGAACAAUGUUUCUGGCCACUGUUAGCCCCAGGCAAGGACAUGGAGCAAUUAUUCAGUUACAGGCACCCUUUUUUCUGCUUCUUCUUCAGGGCAGGAGGAGCCCAGUGUUGAGGUUUGAGAUGCUCCUGUUCUGAAGACACAUUCCUCCUGUUCUCAGAUGUCCUCCACUCUGGGGCAGGAGAAAGCUGCCUGCUCAAUGUAACUGAGGUCUCCUAGGCCCCUGCCAUGGAGAGGAUGAUGAGGUGCCCUGUAAGAUGGGUCUCUAGUGCAGUGCCAUGGGCUACCAUCAAAAACCCCCCCAAGGUGUGUUUGGAGGAAAGUUAACAGGUGCUGUGAAACAGACAGUGUUCCUUGUCCUCCCCAUGGUACCAUGUUCUGCCCCUGCAGCCCUGCAGUAUGGUGGUGUCCUGUCCAUCCUGGCCCAUGACUCUCUCCAUCAGCUGAGUCAGGUGGAGUUCUCCCCAUUCUUGCACCCAGUAGUGAGGGAUGGAGGAGCUGGGGCUUUGAUGGCACUGUAGGGGGCACGAGGGUUUGGGAAUGUCCUCUUUACAACCCUGUUAUGGGGCAUCAGCCUUCAGCAUCAUGGGACACCUCCUGGCUCCAUGUGACAAGUAGGCAGCUCUGUGAUGGGUGGGAUGUGGGUGUUACUACCCAAACCAUCCCUGCUCCUUCUAGCUUUCCCAGCUCCUUGAUGUCUGCUCUUCUGUGCCACAUUUUAUGUAACUCCCAAGAGAACUGGUUUGUGUGCCUCUUAUACCCAGCUGUACUGUUUAUUAAAAAACAACAGUGAGUCUUCGCCUUU
Messenger RNA from Melozone crissalis (California towhee), 3048 nucleotides. It is a transcript of the gene NGB, whose product is annotated as neuroglobin. Gene Ontology annotation, molecular function: oxygen binding; heme binding. The transcript is spliced from 4 exons. The coding region runs from base 596 to 1057 and encodes 153 amino acids. The record is from RefSeq and is a predicted model, not a curated record. Lineage: Eukaryota; Metazoa; Chordata; Aves; Passeriformes; Passerellidae.